AGCAUGGUACAGGGCUGGUUUAUGCUGUCAGCUAUCACAACAGAAAGGCUUGUGUUGCUCUGAAAUGCUGAAGCAGAGAGACGAGGACAAGAACACAAUUGGAGCUGCCUUUGCAGAGGAAGCAUCUGCCAUGGGGACAGCGACACAGCAAACCCUCAUCACUUUACUCUCCAUAGCAGCAGUGGUUGCCAAGGCAGAAGACACCUGCCCAGAGGUGAGGAUAGUGGGACUCAGUGGUUCCGAUAAACUCGCCGUUCUCCAAGGAUGCCCUGGCAUGGCUGGUGCUGCAGGACCCAAAGGUGACCCAGGAGCUGCAGGAAUGAGAGGUGUUCAGGGAACACAGGGAAUCCCUGGGAAGGCAGGACCACAGGGGCUGAAAGGGGACAGAGGUGUUGCUGGUCCCCCAGGUCCAAAAGGUGAUAAAGGAUCUCCUGGAGCACCCGGAACACUAGGAGAGCGAGAGCUGGACAGCGUCCAGUGUAAGAAAGGAGCAAAGAACUGCAAAGAGCUGUUAGCUAGAGGGAACGCCCUGAGCGGCUGGUACACCAUCUACCCCAGUGACUGUAACGCCAGGACCGUGCUGUGUGACAUGGACACAGAUGGUGGGGGAUGGCUUGUUUUCCAAAAACGAGCAGAUGGAUCCGAGAACUUUUUCCGCGACUGGGAUUCAUACAAGAGAGGUUUUGGCAGCCAGCAGUCAGAAUUCUGGCUGGGGAAUGACAAUAUCCACCUGCUGACAUCCCUUGGAAACCAUGAACUCCGCAUUGACCUCCAAGACUUUGAAAACAACACGCAGUUUGCCAAGUACAAGUCAUUCAAGAUUGCAGGAGAGACGGAGAAAUACAAACUGGUUCUUGGAGACUUUAUUGAAGGCACUGCAGGUGAUUCACUAACCUCGCACAAGGACAUGCUGUUUUCAACCAGAGACCAUGACAACGACCUGGCUUCAAACGCUCGAAACUGUGCUGCAAUCUACAAGGGGGGCUGGUGGUACAAGGACUGUCACUGGUCCAACCUGAAUGGGAUGUACUUGGCUGGUGCCCAUGCCAGCUUUGCAGAUGGUGUGAACUGGAGGACGGGCAAAGGAUAUAAUUAUUCCUACAAACAAUCAGAAAUGAAAUUUAGGCCUGUCUAGCUCAGACAGCAGGCACACGAUGAGAGAGAAUUGCUCUCUGGUUCUUGCCUGUAACAUAUUUCUGCCAGCUGGAUUUUCCCUGCACUGCCUUCUUUCUCCCUCCAAUGCCUGGGUCCUAAGUGUGGCUAAUGCUCGGAUCUUCAUUUUGGUACCACCAAUUUCACUCGUUUCCUUCGGCUCCUACCUGUGACUGCCUUGGCUGCCCAACUAACAGAGCUGCUUCAUGUGCUACAGGGUUCAUGGCUGGGGAUACAAGCCAAAAUGGCACCUCCUUUUAGACACUAAGUAGCAACAAGCUUAAUCUCCACUGAGUCAGGUUUAGAAGCCUGCUCCUGUCGUUAAGGGAGUGGGCUAGGACUCCAGAGAUGGGGGUUCAGGUAUUGCUUCUGCAAUCCAUUCCUGUGUCAUCUUUGGCAAGUAACGUAGGAGACGACUGCACUGCAGCUGGGAGGUGUAAUUCCCAGCGUGGGUAGAUGUACAUGCACUAGCUCUGAUCAGCAGCAGUUUGGCUGUGACACCAUGGGCUCGCCACCCGAGGGCAGGGCUCGGACCUUGGACAGGCUUGGGUCCGCUCAAAAGCGUCUCUCUCUCACCCACCAACACAAGUUGUACUUGUGCAGUUUGCCUGAACCUCUGCUUGCAUCGCCGCAGCCACACUGCUACUUUUAGUGCACUAGCUCGAUCAGAGCUAAAGCGUGGACGUCUCCCGGGGCUGGGAAGAAGUGCAUCUCCAGCUCUAGUGCAGAAUCUCUCGCUGCAACAUGAGGACUGUACUGCUGCAUUUGCCCAUUCUUUGUCUGUGUAGUUUGCAAGCUCUUUGGGGCAGGGACUCUGUCCAGGUGUGCAAGGGGGGUCCCCAUUCCACAUUCCUGUAAUGCAAAUAAUAAUGGGAGUCCUUAGACUUCUCUCAACCCCAGAACCACACCUUCCUCUGCCUUUGCCUGCUCCCCCUACCAUGAGACAGGGCUCUCAGAUAACCCAUCACUUCUCUUCUAAAUAAACAUUUGCCAAGUGCAUGUCUAGGGAGUAGAGUCUUCUCUGCAGGAGAAAAGAGGCUGUAAAAUAAUCAUUGUUCUAUCUAUUUAUGGAGCACCCCAUCACUAUGAGAUCCAAGCAUUUCCAGCUACCCCCGGGUUUAAUUUGGUUAAUAUUUUCCAGCAUUAAUCCUCUCACAGAUCACAGCUGAGUCGAGUCUCUGCUCUGAGAGCAGCUCUCUGAGCACCUUUCUACUGUUUCUGGCUCCUGCUGAUGUUGGUGCUGGUUCCACCCAGACCCCUCUGGAGCAUGGCAUGGUUUGUACAGACUCCCUUGCCUGGAGGCUGCUGCCCCACUGAAUGACAGCUGUGGUUUAGGGCUGUUUUGUUCCCGGGCGUUUCUUCAUGUUCAUCCAAAGCCACAGAAGCCGUCACUGUGUUGUGGGAAACAGAGCCGGGACGGCAGGGAGUGAGAACAAUGGAAAUUCCUACCACCCUGACUGCGCCAUAUCACUGAUCAUUUUAAACUCUAAAUAAAACACUAUUGUACAUCAA
Messenger RNA from Mauremys reevesii (Reeves's turtle), 2664 nucleotides. Its product is annotated as ficolin-2-like. Bases 65 to 1135 code for a protein of 356 amino acids. The transcript has 11 exons. The record is from RefSeq and is a predicted model, not a curated record. NCBI's taxonomy places the organism in Eukaryota, Metazoa, Chordata, Testudines, Geoemydidae.